AAAGAGUCUCCUGGGUCAGAGUUCUAAGCUGCGAGAUCCGUGGCUGUUGCUUGGUCAGGGCUGGCGGGUGAGGUCCGGGACAAGGUGCCGAAGAUGUCGGAGGCCAACAGUACCAAGUCUGAGAAUGAGUCUUGGCGAGGUCGCUAUUACAAGCUCGAGGAGAUCCAGGAGCACAAGACUAGCCAGUCGACUUGGAUCAUCCUGCACCGCCGCGUGUAUGACCUCACCAAGUUCUUUGAGGAGCACCCCGGUGGUGAAGAAGUUCUAAGGGAACAAGCAGGUGGAGAUGCUACGGAAAACUUUGAAGACGUCGGCCAUUCCACAGAUGCAAGAGCAUUGUCAGAUACAUUUAUUAUAGGGGAACUUCAUCCAGAUGACUGGGAGAAAGUUCAGAAACCAACAGAUACUUAUAUUUCCACGGUUGAUUCUAAUACCAGUUCGUGGACCACCUGGCUGAUUGCAGCACUAGCAGCAGUUAUUGCAGUCUUUCUGUACCGUUUCUACAUGUCUGAAUAAGCACCAUAUUGAGAAGUGAUAAUGGAAGACUCUGUUUUGGUAAAGAGAACGAAGAAUGUGAAUUACUGUUCUUCAUGUCAGGACAAUAUUUGAAACCAUC
This is a messenger RNA of Gekko japonicus, 616 nucleotides long. Its product is annotated as cytochrome b5. NCBI's taxonomy places the organism in Eukaryota, Metazoa, Chordata, Lepidosauria, Squamata, Gekkonidae. Bases 94 to 516 code for a protein of 140 amino acids. Gene Ontology annotation, molecular function: heme binding. The record is from RefSeq and is a predicted model, not a curated record. Gene Ontology annotation, cellular component: intracellular membrane-bounded organelle; mitochondrial outer membrane. The transcript has 5 exons.